This is a messenger RNA of Knipowitschia caucasica, 306 nucleotides long. NCBI's taxonomy places the organism in Eukaryota, Metazoa, Chordata, Actinopteri, Gobiiformes, Gobiidae. The record is from the annotation of a GenBank genome assembly.
AUGUGCCUGAGCCUCCUCCUGGGACGUCCCGUGGAUGAAAGCAAAGUACAAGGACAGAGUGAAGCGCUUGUAUUACAGCCUCUCUCUUACUUGUGUUACCUGUGCACUUCACACAAACCAGCGUAUCCGCCGGAUCACACGAGACCUCUUCGAUCGGCCGGCGAUGUUGCGGUGAACAGAAGUGAUGUCCUUCUGGAUCUAAGUUUCCUGAAAACUGAGUGGAGCUUGUGGAUUGGACAGCAUGGUGGUGGAGUGAUGGGUGGAGGCCGGCCGGUGUUGGUUGUACCCGUUCUCAGGAGGAGGUGA